Eriocheir sinensis (Chinese mitten crab) is the source of this 1278-nucleotide messenger RNA. RefSeq lists its product as uncharacterized. The transcript has 2 exons. NCBI's taxonomy places the organism in Eukaryota, Metazoa, Arthropoda, Malacostraca, Decapoda, Varunidae. The coding region runs from base 148 to 1140 and encodes 330 amino acids. Gene Ontology annotation, molecular function: structural constituent of cuticle. The record is from RefSeq and is a predicted model, not a curated record.
AGAAGAGGAAUACAUCCAAUCAAACAGCAGAGGUUCACGUGAUCACUGGGCCUGGCUGGUAUAUAUAGGGCCUCGGCGCUCCACUUCGGCACAACGAUCCCGGUCGCAGAAGCCUCAGCAGGAGUUCUGGGACCACAAGCAGAAAUCAUGAAUUUUCUGGCAGCUAUCUGUGUUCUCGCCGUGAGCGUGAGUGCUCAGGUUGGGCCUUCUGGGAUCGUUAGUCCCGAUGGAAACAACGUCCAGUUUUCACAUGAUUUCGCCAACAACAUCGUGCUCACCGGACCUUCAGGCAUCGUGACCAAGGAUGGCAACAACCUCCAGCUGACCCAUGGCCAGGCUGCCCUCAAUGCCGCCACCCCAUCGGCUCCUGUGCCCGUGCCCACGUACGUGGCCUACCGUGCCGUUGUCGGCCCCGCCGGCAUCGUGAACCCCGACGGGCAGAACGUCCAGUUCAGCCAGGCAUUCGCCGAUAACGUCGUGCUGGUCGGACCGGCCGGCAUCGUGACCAAGGAUGGCAAGAACAUCCAGCUCCGCGCCAAGCGUAGCGCUGGCUACGUCCUCCCCAAGGGUAACAUUGGCUACUCUGGCAUCCUGAGGGCCGACGGCACCUACGAACUGUUCAGCCACGACUUUGCCCACGACAUCGUGGCCCUUGGACCCUCUGGCAUCGUGACUAAGUCCGGCAAGAACGUGCAGCUGACCGACGACCUCCACAGGGUCAAGCGUUCCCUGGUGGGCCCCUCUGGCAUGAUCCUUGAGGAUGGCACCCAGGUCCAGUUCAAGGAACCCUUCGCCACCAUCGCCCUGGAUGGACCCUCAGGCCUUAUCCUCAGUGACGGCACCCUCGUCCAGAAGCGCGCCAAGCGUUCCCUGGUGGGCCCCUCUGGCAUGAUCCUUGAUGAUGGCACCCCCGUCCAGUUCAAGACACCCUUCACCACCAUCACCCUGGACGGACCCUCUGGCCUUGUCCUCAGUGACGGCACCCUCAUCCAGAAGCGCGCCAAGCGUUCCCUGGUGGGCCCCUCUGGCAUGAUCCUUCCUGACGGUACCCCCGUCCAGUUCGCCGCCGGCGCCACUCCCGUCGUCAGCGGGCCCUCCGGCAUUGUCUUCUCCAACGGACAAAACAUCCAGCUGCCCUAAGACAACCACUGACGCUGCACCAGGACUCUAGUCUUAAUGCUUCUUCCUCUGACAACUCUGCAUUUUUUAUGACUUGACCAUCAAACAUUCAUCACGAUGUACAGACAAAAUACUUGUUAUAUAAAGCAAUGAAGGUCU